Pseudophryne corroboree (corroboree frog) is the source of this 2529-nucleotide messenger RNA. RefSeq names its product purinergic receptor P2Y13 (gene P2RY13). The record is from RefSeq and is a predicted model, not a curated record. Gene Ontology annotation, molecular function: G protein-coupled purinergic nucleotide receptor activity. Lineage: Eukaryota; Metazoa; Chordata; Amphibia; Anura; Myobatrachidae. The transcript has 2 exons. Gene Ontology annotation, cellular component: membrane. Bases 397 to 1395 code for a protein of 332 amino acids. Gene Ontology annotation, biological process: negative regulation of adenylate cyclase activity; G protein-coupled receptor signaling pathway.
GAAUCUCUCCGUAAAUUGAAGCUGUGAAUGACAGUGCGGGAUAGAGAGGCAGCAGCCACACCUGUCCUUUGCCUCACUGCCUGACUUGGAGGAAACAGAGUUUGGAUAUAGUGAUCUGUACUAAUUGCUGAUCUCAGGAUGGGAGAUGUUAUUCAGCUUCUCUGACAGGAAACCACAGGCGCAGAGAGAAGAGGAGGAGCAGGAAAGUAACUGUCACUUAAGGACAAGAUAUAGGAAAGACGCUGGUAACAACAGGAUUUAUGACUGUGUGACAAUCAGCCUGUGCUACACUGUACCCAUCUAUCUCGUCUUCUGCUGUUCAUCUUUUCUUGUUGUCCUGUAACCCCGGGCAGAGCUGAACUUCUACUGUAGUAAGGUUAGAAUAUAUCUAGAGCUAUGAAUACAAACUCAUCCAACACCACCAAUGGCUCAUCUCUCUUUCCUGUCCAUUGUUCUCGUGAUGCCAGAAUGACACAGCUUGUGUUCCCUAUCCUAUACACUGUCGUCUUCUGUCUGGGGGUAAUCAUGAACAGCGUAUCCGUCUGGAUUUUCUUCCAGGUUCCAAGCAAAUCUGUCUUUAUUGUCUAUCUUAAAAAUACUGUGGUGGCUGACGUGAUCAUGACCUUGGCGCUGCUUUUCAAGAUUCUUACCGACUCUGGGAUUGCGCCUUGGCAGGUUAAAGCAUUUGUUUGCCGUUUUUCUGCAGUAAUAUUUUAUGUAACCAUGUACAUAAAUAUAAUACUGCUCGGAUUUAUAGGAUUUGAUAGAUUUCUGAAAAUUGUCCGACCAUUUAGAAGGAAUAGCAUGCAUCGGGUGAGCACGGCCAGGGCGAUCUCUCUAACAGUGUGGAUAGUCAUGUUUGGACUAUCUGUACCAAACAUGAUCCUCACCAGUGAAGAAGCAACACCGCUAACCGUUCGCAAAUGCACCGAUCUUAAGACGGCACUGGGGGUCAAGUGGCAUGAGGCAGUUAAUUAUAUCAGCCUGGUUAUCUUUUGGACGACUUUCAUUUCCUUGACUCUGUUCUAUACAGUUAUCAGCAAAAAGGUUUAUGACUCCUACACAAAAUCUCACAGUAAACAGACAGCUGCAAGAAAAAACACAAAAGCAAAAGUGUUCAUUGUAAUCAUUGUGUUCUUCCUGUGUUUUGCUCCCUUCCACUUUGUGAGGAUGCCAUACACAUAUAGCCAGACUGGAGUUAUAAAAGACUGCCAUCUCAGUAACCGGUUAUUCCUGGCCAAGGAAAGCACCCUAUGGGUUGCAGCCACCAAUGUGUGCAUGGACCCUCUUAUCUAUGUACUUCUCUGCAAGCCGUUUAGAAAGAUGCUUCCUGGAAUUAUGAAUUCAAAGAUUUCAAGCCUGGAGACACAUAUUAACAAUGAGUCAACAGUAUAACCUCAAACCUUUCACUAAUUGUUAGAAUACAAAGGACGAUUCUUUCUCUCCUCUACAUAUAAAACAAAACAACAGACCUCAUUUACAAAGAACAGUGGAACCAGCACCACCGAAGUGCCUACUAUAUACCGAGCCAGUUUCUGUUCCCAACUCCUCCCCUACAGCCAUGCAAAUGUCUGCUGCACUGCUCCGCAUACCCAAGCAUGUAAAAUGUGUUACACUCUAUGCAAAUGACGACAUCUGGCAGGACCAUACAGUAUCUGGGUUUGCGCUGCUCAGCCAAUGUCUUGUGCUUUGUAAAUGACUUUCAACAUGCUCAAUGAUAAUGUGACUGUACUGCAUAUUCACUGAUGUAAGUCAACAUGAAAUGGAAAAUACUGUACAAGGUUCAUGUAAGAACAACAUUGCAAAAUACGAGUUCCCUAAAAGUUCCUCAUAUAGCUGUCUAAUCAGGCAUAAAUAUAACAUCUCCCAAUAAUAAAAUAAAAGCCCCCAAUAACUCUAAGAAGCUGAUAGUGCUGCUUGUGUUCUGAAAUAAUAUAAAACGCUACAACUACGUAUUAUACCCAAGAGUAUCUGUUCGUAACUGCAGAGUGAGGGUAAUUAGAACUUAAAGAUUAAACAUUAUGUGAGUGUAAAGGGAUAUACAGUAGAUGUUCCAUUUCUGAUAUGUAGUUCUGGUGUCAAACUACUGUAAGUGUGUAUAUUUUAACAAUGGUAGUGUCUAGAUAAUAAUAUGAGAGGUCACAGCAGACAAUAAAAUACAUAAAAUGUAAAGCUAAAUUUGGGUUUCUGAAUUAUAGGAGGGUUCUGUCCUCUUUGAGCUGGUCGUAGGACACCUGCAUUACGCUCUGGUAGACUGGUCUUGCAAUUUCUGCGUGCUCUGUGGCCGAGUGUACACAACUACUGUAUGACCAAUUCAGAAUCAACUCAGUUAUACCUCCACUUGCAGCUGAAUGAGUGCAACUGGGGGGCAGCAGGGGGUUUGCAUGUAGGCGGAACGGAGAGCUAUACUGAGUUGUGUGUACAGUACGCAGAGAUCCACAUAAUUUCAGACAAAUGUCUUGCAACAGGCAUAGGGCUGGUAAUAGCUAUUUUCCCCAACUUUUCACCUCAGGAGGUGGUGAAAAGAAA